Saprolegnia parasitica CBS 223.65 is the source of this 2328-nucleotide messenger RNA. Its product is annotated as AGC protein kinase. Gene Ontology annotation, molecular function: cGMP-dependent protein kinase activity; ATP binding; cAMP-dependent protein kinase activity. Bases 1 to 2328 code for a protein of 775 amino acids. Gene Ontology annotation, cellular component: cAMP-dependent protein kinase complex. Gene Ontology annotation, biological process: peptidyl-serine phosphorylation; signal transduction. Lineage: Eukaryota; Oomycota; Saprolegniomycetes; Saprolegniales; Saprolegniaceae. The record is from RefSeq and is a predicted model, not a curated record. The transcript has 4 exons.
AUGAGCUCGAUCGGACGCAAGCAGCGCGAUAGCCUCACGACCGGGCAGAUCCAGGUCAGCGUCGGCGGCAAGCGCUCGGUGCUGGCGCCGCCCGAGGCCGCGCCCAAGGUGACGUCGCCGACGGUAAUGUCGAUGAAGAGCAUGCUCCAUGCUUGCCAGUCGGUCUUCCGCCGACCGCGCAUCCGCGGGCGCUCGAUCGAGCCCGAGUCGGAGAUGCUUCUGCUUCCGUGCGUCGCCAAGAGCGACGAGGCCAUUCGCAUCAUCUCCAAGGCGCUCCGAGCGCACUACCUCUUCCAGACGCUCGAGGACGCGCAGCUUCUCGAGGUCGCACGCGUCAUGGACCUUGUCACGCACAAUGACGGCGACGAGGUCAUUACGCAAGGCGACACGGGCGAUGCGUUCUUCGUGCUCGAAGCCGGCUCGUGCCAGAUUCUCGUCGACGACAAGGUCGUCGGGCACUACGUCGGCGGCCAGGCCUUUGGCGAGCUCGCGCUGCUCUACAAUGCGCCGCGCGCGGCCACGAUUAAGGCAACGUCUCCGUGUACGCUAUGGAGCAUCGACCGCGUCAUCUUUCGCAAGAUCGCAACGACCGCCGAGAUGCAGUCGCAGAAGGCGCGGCUCGACUUCCUCAAGCAACCACUGCGCAAGAUCGUCGACGUCCUCCGCAUGGAGUACUUUGGUGCGGGUGCGACCAUCAUCCGCCAAGGCGACGAAGGCAACACGUUCUACAUGAUCGUGCAGGGCACCGUGCUCUGUUCGAGCGAUAACGACGAGCAUCUCGUGACGCUCCACGCGGGCCAGUACUUUGGCGAGCGCGCGCUCCUCACCAACGAGCCGCGCAAGGUCAACUGCGUCGCCGAGACCAACGUCACAUGCUACAUGCUCGGGCGCCGCGACUUUACGCAGCUCCUGGGCCCCCUCCAGACGCUCCUCGACCGCCAAGUGCGCCUCCGCACGCUGCGCAGCAUCACGCUGCUGAGCCACCUCUCGGACUCGGAGCUCGACGUGAUUGCGCUUGCGUUCCGCACCGUCUCGUUUCCCGACGGCCAAAAGAUCAUUCGGCAAGGCGAGAUCGGCAACACGUUCUUCAUCCUCCAGCAAGGGGUCGUGUCGGUACAAAAAUCUGGCAUCGAGGUCCUGCAGCUCCGGGCCGGGGAGUUUUUCGGCGAGCGCACGCUCUUGCACAACGAGCCGCGGGCCGCCGACGUCAUUGCGUCUGGGCCCGUCGAGUGCCUUUGCCUCGACCGCCCCGCCUUUGAGCGCUGUCUCAGCAAGCUCCGCGCUGUCAUGGCCGAGGAAGCCAAGCGCCAAGAGCUUAUCCAGGCGUCGAUCCUCGGCACGCCAGUGCCCACGCAGAAGCACUUGGACUUUUCCGAGCUCGACAAGGUCGACACGAUCGGCGCCGGCACCUUUGGGCACGUCUUCAUGGUCAAGCACAAGCCGAGCGGCGUGACGUAUGCGCUCAAGUGCAUGCAGAAACACAACAUUGUGGCGACGCACCAAGUGCACAACAUUCUGAACGAGAAGCGCAUCAUCUGCGAGUGCAACCACCCGUUCAUUCUACGUCUCAUCGAUACGUUUGCCGACCGCGACCAGCUCUACAUGGUGCUCGAGCUCGUCCAGGGCGGCGAGCUCUGGAGCUUGCUCUACGAAAAGUCAUUUUGCCUAGCAAAAGGUAGCGCCGGCGGCUUUGACGCACCGACCGCGCGCUUUUACGCCGCGAAUGUCGUCGAGGUCUUCCGAUACCUGCAGACCAUCAACGUCGCGUACCGUGACCUGAAGCCCGAGAACCUCAUGCUGGACGACAAGGGCUAUCUCAAGAUGCAAGGCGCGCUCUGCGAAAAGACGUUUACGGUCUGCGGCACGCAAGAGUACAUGGCGCCCGAGAUCCUGCUUCAGAAAGGCCACGGUCUCGCUGUCGACCACUGGGCUCUUGGCUGUCUCAUCUACGAGCUCCUCGUGGGCCACACGCCGUUCUACUCGGACUGCCACGACGACCUCCAAGUCGUUUGGAACGUCUUGCACUCGUCAUCGACGCUCCGCUUCCCCCACGGCGUGGACCCGGAAGCGAAGGACCUCAUCACGAAAUUGCUCGAGCCCAACCCGCGGCUGCGCUUGGGAUCGCUGCCCGGUGGCAUGAACGACGUGAUGCUGCAUCCGUGGUUCUCGAAAGCGUGCUUUGAUUGGGCCGCGCUUCGAACCCAGACGCUGACAGCGCCGUAUACGCCUCCGAUCAAGGAUGCACUGGACUUGAGUCAGUUUGGUCACUUCCCCAAGGCGGGCAAGAUUGUCAAGUACAGUGGUGAAGACUACUUUGCCGACUUUUAG